Penicillium macrosclerotiorum is the source of this 2190-nucleotide messenger RNA. It is a transcript of the gene abp2, whose product is annotated as putative ARS binding protein Abp2. Lineage: Eukaryota; Fungi; Ascomycota; Eurotiomycetes; Eurotiales; Aspergillaceae. Gene Ontology annotation, molecular function: DNA replication origin binding. Bases 1 to 2190 code for a protein of 729 amino acids. The transcript is spliced from 3 exons. The record is from RefSeq and is a predicted model, not a curated record.
AUGGAAUCAACCGAUCGCUCAAAUCGCGGUGGUCUUGGGUCGUCUCAAAUAGUCAUUCAGCAAUAUGCGAGAUACCCAUCGACGCUAGAGUCGGCGUUGCAAAGUGCCUCGUCGCUGGGGAGUGCUAGAAGCCAGCUCGAAGCGCAUAGAUCGCCUUCUUUGCAUCGAAAGGGAACUCCGCGAAGCUUGCAAACGUCCCCGCGAGUGAUGCGCUCGGUUCUACCACCGUCAUCGGCUGCACGCUCUGGUCUGUCAAUGUCUCCGCCCGUCUUUGACGGCCUUCGGCAUCAUCCAAUGAAAGAUCCAGCCGAUCAGGCCGAGAAUCGCAUCUUACCAUCCCGUGAGGUGACAGAUGAGAACAUUGACGCUGCCUAUGUUUUGUUUAUCCUGUAUUGUAAUCCUAAUGUUCCCUCUUCGGUUGAUACCUCGGAGCUGCGCAAAACAUUCCGUUGUCCUCCGCGCAGCGACGGUAAAAGCUUCAGUGUGUACACGCUUUUCGAGCUGAUCCGAAAGCUCGACAACAAGGAGCUCAAAACAUGGAUUCAACUUGCCAUGGAACUAGGAGUCGAACCGCCGUCGAUGGAAAAGAAGCAGAGCACGCAAAAGGUGCAACAGUAUGCAGUUCGGCUGAAGCGCUGGAUGCAUGCGAUGCACGUCGAUGCUUUCUUUGAGUUUUGCUUGGGCCAUCCCCAUACAUACUACACCCAGCUCCCUCCUUCCGGUCCAUUCGUCAGUGAGUCACGCGAUGGUGUACCGUUGGAAGAGGAUCUCGCUCUCCGGGCUCUUGUACCUCAAUGGAAGCCCAAACGUGGUAGAAAGCGGGCUGAUGAGCGAGAGCUCGAUGAGGAAAAAUCAUCAAAGCGUCCUCAACUGGACACCUCGUGCCUACCCGGGCGAGGAAGACCCUUGGAUGACAGCACCAUCGUCAUUCCCACAACCAGCUCCGCCAGAUCACCAAGCACAAGAUUUACAUUGGAGGCUUCCGGAUCGCGAGACUUCCCCGCCGGCUAUCCCCAGUCCGCUAUACUCCCUAGAGGAAGUCAUCCAUCGGACAUGCUCAUGUCUGCCGAGCCGCAAUCGGCUGUCACCCCAUCUUCCAAAGAAAAAUCCCGGAGUCGCCGACGGCACGGGCCAGCUGUUUCGUCAGCCUGGCCUAGCAGUAACGGCAUGUCAGGUGGGAAGAGUCGCGGUCGGCCACCAAACAAAUCAGCAGUAUCAGGGUCUUUCUCUACUUUCCAGGUGAAUCCUAGUCGGGACUCAUCGCAAGCUCCUCAAAAUUCCUCAGUUCAGUCCUCUCCACUGGUCAUCGACCAGGCCCCUUCAAGCGCUGUGCCUGCAACAGCUUAUCAUCAAACCCCAACUCCAGCGACGAAUGGACGACCGGGUCGGCUUCAAUUACAAGUUCCUCGGCACCUUGGUGCCCCAGUCAGGCUUGCAACUCCUCCUACCGUUUUGGUGAAUGGUGUGAAUGGCGCAGUUCUUCAGUCCCGAGAAUCUCAGGAGGUUGAGGAAGACGGACAGACCGAUUCUACCCAUCAUAUCGAUAACGUUUCAAUUCAAGCCUCGGCCACUCCAGACAUGAAAAUUUCUUCAGAGGAAAUUAUCCGCGUCCUCUCCAGCGACCUUCUCCGUGUGCCACUUACCGGGCGGGAGCUGCCAAUCACACCUGAUGAAGGCCGUGCAUUAGCUUCUAAAUUGGUGACAAACUUCAGUGCUACCCACUCCCACCUACCUGGUGCAUUAUCUGGGUCUCUUCUAGCUUUUCAACUUGGUGUUGGGCAUCAUUUUGGAUUAUCGUCCCACAGUCUCCCUUCUAUAACUAUUCAUAUUGAUGCUGAACAUGCCACUUCACUCGCCGUCGAAUUCAACACAAGAUAUACCGUUACCUUCGAACAUGCUCCCACUUGCUAUUUAUCUAUUCAAAUUGUACUUGGCAACAUUGGUACUAGAUCUGCGCCUAAUCGUCCAUUCCACCAAGCGGUUCCUCAUCUUGACUCUCAACAUAGUACCACAGGAAUACGCUAUGCAGCAGAUGCUGAGCUCGAGGAAGAUGAUGACUUCGAGCAAGGAAUUUCUGAAUUUACCUGGAAGCAACGAUAUAUGAAGCUCCGUGCGCAGAUGCAGAAAAAGGAGCGGGCAUUAUCCCAGUAUAAGCGGAAGAUUGUGGAAUCUGUUAUGGCUGAUAUCUGA